AUGGGCAACACGCAGAGUCAAGAAGGUGACUCUGCCGAGCUUGCGACACAAGCUGGGACCGAGGACUGUGAGUACGCUCUCUCAGUUGCGGAGGAUCGCAUGGUAGUUGAGCUGACCGCGCCUUCAGUAGAAUUUGAUCUCUCCCAGAUACCGGACGACCGCGAUGUCUCUGAACAAAACACACCUGCCCGCGUCCAAACCGAUCAACAACUCUCUGAUGCUUCCACGAAUGCGCUACGCCGCACCGAUUCACCCAGGCCGCAGAAACCGGCGCGACGAAAAAGGCAGACCGUAGACAAGCAAGCUGGUAGGAGUAAAAGCGAGCGGAAAAGGAGGAGGUCGUCCAAUAACACAAACAAUGAAGCCGCAAGCGAUAUACUGGUUCGCGAGUCGCAACCUGCUCCAGAGUCCUUAGAUCCAACUGAAGAAGAUCGGCCAUUAAAGGAGACAGAGCCUGAGACAUACCACAUCUACGCCACUUCCGACGAGAGCGAUGUGGAGGAUGGGGAUCAUCGAAUGACAGGACGUGUGCCCAAUGGCUUCAAAGCGGUCAACGGCCCCAGUCAUUACGGCAUCCCCGAACUCCAAGAUGAAAGUGCUGAUGAGGGCGGCAGCGACGAAGAGGAUGCGGCUCAGGCGUCAGGGCACGCAAUAGACCCCGACUCGGCGGUUGAGGCUCUUAAUCUGCUGGCAUCAGUGGCAGGAACUCAGCCUUCAGCAGCAGGACCUGCGACCCAAGCCGCCAUCAAGCUUUCGAGACCGAGACAGACUAGCGAAGGCCGAUAUACCUGUCCCUGGUUUGACACUCAUGGUUGCACUCAGACUUUCGCGCAAAUGCAGGGAGCCAUCAGACAUGCGAAGCUCCCACACGCAACGACAACCGUGGAAGCAGUUGUCCAGGCGCCCACGACUACUCAGACAACUACUGUUGCUCAGACCCAGACUGACCAGAGUGUGGAUGCUCCGCAAAAGGCCGAGAUUCCUCCGCCAAAGGUCACUAGCGAAGGCCGGUAUAUGUGUCCCUGGGUAGACGUCUAUGGAUGUGACAUGACUUUCGCCCAGCGGAAGGGAGCCAUGAGGCAUGCAAAUCUCCACACGAAACAGUUUACCUGCUUCGUCUGCAACAAGGCGGUGGCCCGCCAGGAUACGUUGCUCAAACACAUGAAGCAGCAUAAUGGCAUGGAGAUCGCAGCGGCGACGAAUGCCGAUGGUGAAACGAUUCAGAAAGGGAACAAACCUGGACAGCAGUCAAAUAAGCUACUUGAAGAAGUCGGCGCUGAGGCUGAGGAACCGCAGCAGGACGUAUCAGACGACGUCUCAGGGGAAUUCGCAACGCCCGAAGUCGCAUCACGCUCUGGCGAAGAUGCUCAGUGGAGCAGCGUCGAGAGCGUGCCGCGAGAUGUCCAGCAUGUGGGCGAUACUGUGAUGCAAGGCAUCGAGAUCAAUGGAGAUGCUGCACGUGAAGUGUCCAACUCACCGUCCACUGAGCCAUCAAGUAUUUUCGAUGAAGAAGACACUAUCGCGAAGCAGACGCCGAUCGCUGCGGGCAAGUUGAAGCGCAAGCGAUCCGUGGAAGACUCUGAAGGAGUCACCCGACAGAGUCUUGAGAGAAACAGGAAACGCAAGAAGGCAUCGUGGGGCACGCCACCCACCUCUAUUCCAUCCGUUGAACCAGUCAGACCGGAAACGCCCAAAAGUUCAGCUGUUGAAGCAGCAGCCCGAAGUCGGCAAAUCACCGAUAAGAUCGUCCCACGCCUACAGACUAGACAAGGCAGCAUGGACGAUUGGGCGCAGAGGUUUACACCCGGUUCUAACCUUAAACAUCCAACUCUUAACCCUACACCUCCUCGUCCGAAUACGCAGCAGAUCGAGGUCGUUAUUCCGCAAACAAGCCAAGCUGGGCCUUCUAGGUUGAAGCAGCGGAGGAUACGCGCACCGCCUUCGGACGAAGCAACGGCUGUAGGCAAUGAGGACGCUGAAACUGAUACCUCCACCAAAUUCAGACGCAAGAAGCUUCGGAAAGCCACGUAUGCGACACCGAAGGGAAAGAAGCGUGCAGAGCCCGACGUGGAAUACUCGACACCGGCAAAACAGGCCACGAUCAAGGAAGGCGAGGAAUCUGAGGCUGACAAAUCGGACAAUGACGGGAUGUCGCCUGUCGAUAUAGCUACGUCUGUCGCUAAAAGGACGUUUCCGGGAAGACAACAAGCUCCGACCGCAGAUAACGAUCAGGACUCGGAUUUCGAUGUGACUCGCGCUCCCGAAUCAGAUAACGAGACGACACAGGCGGAAAGACCAGCCGCACCCGCGAAGAAACCGAGAAAGAGCACUGGAACCAAGAAAAUCGAGCGACCGAGCUCUGCGGAUGCUGUUGAAUGCGUUCGGUGCCAUCGUGUUUUCGCGAGCCAGGACCAGCUCCGCAAACACCAGAAGAAACGAUCAGCGCACGUCGGACUGGUCAAGUGCCACGACUGCUCCGAAGAGUUCUAUGCAACUGCGGGACUCAUCCGGCAUGAGAAAGACACUGGUCAUGGGAGAGGUAAUGGCCUGCAAGGACGAGUUGGUGCUUUCAGCCAAGACGAGGUCAAUAAACUCAAUAAGUGGAGGGAUACAUUCUGCGACUACCACAAUAUCAGCCGGACAGAGUUCAACGAUAUGAUGACAGGCACGCUUGAGCGAGGCAAAGGUGCCACUUGGAAUUGGGCUUUUGUCAAGAGAGCGGAGUUUCUCAAGGAAUACCUCAAUGUGCUGCCCAACAGGAACAAGCGGUCCAUGCUACGCUACCGCGAGCGGAAUUUCCAGAAUGUCGAGGGCAUGAAAAACUGGUCGGCGGAAGAUGAUAAGGAACUCAUUCGGUUGCAGAAAGAGCUGGGCACGAAGUGGGCGGAGAUUGCUCGACGGCUCGGCAGAAAUGCAGAUGCGGUGAGCCAACGCUGGCGCCAUAAACUGCAGUACGGUGAAGUCGAGACGGGCGAGUGGUCCCAAGCCGAGAGAGCCAAAUUCCGCGAGAUCCUAGAAGAGUUCUGUACUGACAAAGAUGGGAACGCACUCGAACAUAUGCAGAUCCCAUGGAACAGAGUCAGCGAGAAGAUGGGAUCGCGGUCUGCCCAACAAUGCUCGAACCAUUACCGCACUUUACAUUCGAAGAAGGAACGCGGUAGAUGGGUCAGGGUUGACGCGUUGGAGAAGGCACCUGGUUCAAGUCGGCUCUUGAAGACCAGUAAGAUGGCGCUACGGUUGAGUGGGCAGACGAGGGGCAAAAGGACUCCUAAAAAGGGCCUCUCUGAAGAAUUUAUCCGAGAAGAUGACGAGGGAGAUGAUGAAUCUGAUCCUGCUGAGGAGGAUCCCGAGGACGAGCGCACACAGAAAGACAGCCCAAAUGCCCAACGACCUGGAUCAGAUGUUGAAGACGAGGAGGAGGACGAUCCACGCUCAGGCACCGAAGAUACCACCAGCCCUGCACCUGUGACUCGCAAGCGCAAGCCGCUUCCCAUUAAAACGCCCAGCAAACCCAUGCGAUCCAGCCAGCUCUUCGAACAAACACAAACAAACACCUCCGCACUGAAGCCGUCUCAGACAAGUAGGAGGAGGAGAAGUGGUCAACCAAGUCAGGAUCGACAAUCUCCGAACAUUCCCAUCCAACGCCGACAUAUCAGCUCGAAGACGCCUCUGAAAGAGCCCCGCACUUCAGACAAUGGACAGCUGGAUGGCGACGUUGAAGACGACUCUGGGAACGGCGAUGAGGAUGCGCGAGGGAAGAGGGAGAGCUCCCAAGAGCUCGGCACCAUCAGUGAUACCGAUGCUGACGAAGACGGAAACGAAAACGAAAACGAAGCCAAAGGAGAUGAGGAGGUCUACGACGAGAGUCCUCCCGAUGACUCUGCUGAUGAACCUGAUAAUGAAAUGGCCAGGGCUGAGCAUGAAGAAGAAACUCCAGACGAAGACGACGAGGCAAGGGACGACGAGCAAGCUGUCCCAUAUGAGAGCGGCGGAGAGGAAGUUGCUAAGAGCGACGGCAUUGCAGGAGAUCUGGUAGACAACGGAGCCGAGGAAGAAGACACUGACGAUUCCGUCGACACAGACGAAGCUACGCAAGACAGCAACGAAAGCGACACAGAAAGCGCGAGCGAGGACGAAAGUGUUCCAGAAUCGGGAGAAGAGGACGAUGCGCAAGAAGACGUCCCGGCAGCGGAAGCAGAACCGCCCACAUCAAGUUUCAUGGCCAGCAUCAACGAGUCUGCCAAACGGGCAAAUAUCAAAAAGGUGCGCAGCGGCAGCCAGAACCACGGCCAGACCAUGCUGGGAUUUCCUACCUGGGGAAGGCAUAGUAGGCGAGACAUAUGGCAAAGGGAGAGUGAUGAGGACAGUGACUGA
Cladophialophora carrionii CBS 160.54 is the source of this 4374-nucleotide messenger RNA. RefSeq lists its product as uncharacterized. The record is from RefSeq and is a predicted model, not a curated record. Gene Ontology annotation, biological process: regulation of DNA-templated transcription. Gene Ontology annotation, molecular function: transcription cis-regulatory region binding; DNA-binding transcription factor activity. Lineage: Eukaryota; Fungi; Ascomycota; Eurotiomycetes; Chaetothyriales; Herpotrichiellaceae. Gene Ontology annotation, cellular component: nucleus. Bases 1 to 4374 code for a protein of 1457 amino acids. The transcript has a single exon.